Anguilla anguilla (European eel) is the source of this 817-nucleotide messenger RNA. RefSeq names its product selenoprotein H (gene selenoh). The record is from RefSeq and is a predicted model, not a curated record. Lineage: Eukaryota; Metazoa; Chordata; Actinopteri; Anguilliformes; Anguillidae. The transcript has 5 exons. Gene Ontology annotation, cellular component: Golgi apparatus.
CACCCCUCUUAUCGCCUAUUGGAAUGUUCCUUGUUGUGCCGUAACUCGAAAGCGCGCGAGGCCAGUUGGCGGCUUGUCUGCAGGGCUACAAUGGCGUCUCGUGCAAAACCAGGUGGGCGUGGCAGGAAGCGCAAGACGGAGCCUGAGGGGGGGGAGGAGCCAGCGCUGGAGAACAAGAAGGAAAAAGCGGAGGAAGAGGAGAAUGACAAAGAGGAGGGGCAGAGGGUGGUCAUAGAGCACUGUAAGAGCUGACGCGUGUAUGGGCGUAAUGCAGAGGGGAUUCGGGGCGCCCUCCAGGCGGCCCACCCCGACCUGAGAGUCCUGCUGAACCCCCAGAAGCCCCGACGGAACAGCUUCGAGGUCACGCUGCUGAGCGAGGGGAAGGAGAUGAGCCUGUGGUCUGGGAUUAAGAAAGGUCCCCCUCGUAAACUCAAGUUCCCUGAGCCUGCAGUGCUGCUGUCCGCCCUGGAGGAGGCGCUGAAGAGCCAGUAGAGUGAGGUGCUGAAGCCAGUCAUCUCAAGUUCUUUGCUUCGGGGCGCAUUAUGACGAGGAAUGGCCAAAGGGGGCGCCCCCUGUUGUUCUUCUGAUGCCACUGCAGCCCCGCGCUUUGGACUGGGAUGAUGGUGUCAGGUGACCUCAUGCAGAAUCGCAUCUCGUUAUUUUCCUGCUGAAUCUCGUCUGCCUUUUUAUUUUGAAUCACUGCUGCUGAGAAUGUUCACGAUUCACUGAAACUACUUCUGACUCACAUUCUGACUCCCGUAUUCCACAUUCUGUGUGACCUUUUCUCAAUGUUCAAAUAAAGAUGUUCUUAAAGAUU